CCGCACAAGCGUCCCCUGGCGUUGCUUAAGCACAUGAUGUAAACACUCGUGAGUCUCAAUCCCCGAUCACCUCCACUUGGAUUCUUUAGAGCACGACUCUGUGGUACAGCGUGCGAGGGCAAGUGGAGAGACCUCCCACCUCCUCACGCUCGCCGCCAUGUCCACCGCCAACACCAUCAAAGUCGUCGCCCGCUUCCGCCCCCAGAACAAAAUCGAAGUGGCCGCCGGCAGCGAACAAGUCGUCGACUUCACCAGCGAUGACAGCUGCACCAUCACCUCGCGCGAGAAUACGGGCGCCUUCACCUUCGACCGUGUCUUCCCCACCAACACCGCCCAGCACGACGUCUUCGACUACUCCAUCCGCAGCACUGUCGACGAUGUCUUGGCCGGCUACAAUGGCACCGUCUUCGCCUACGGGCAGACGGGUUCCGGCAAGACGUAUACCAUGAUGGGCGCGGACAUCGGGGAUGAGGCGUCCAAGGGGAUUAUCCCACGGAUUGUGGAGCAGAUCUUCAGCAGCAUUUUGCGUAGCGAUGAUAGUCUGGAGUUCACCGUCAGGGUGAGCUAUAUGGAGAUUUAUAUGGAGAAGAUCCGCGACCUGCUGCAGCCGCAGAAUGACAACUUGCCGAUACAUGAGGAUCAGAAGAAGGGGGUGUAUGUGAAGGGGUUGACGGAGGUGUAUCUGGGGUCGGUGGAGGAGGUGUAUCGUGUGCUCCAGAUCGGCGGGCAGUCGCGAGUCGUUGCUGCGACGAACAUGAAUCAGGAAUCGUCACGGUCGCAUUCGAUCUUCGUCAUUGAGAUUGCGCAGAAGAACACCGAGACCGGUUCGAUGCGAUCCGGUCGAUUGUACUUGGUUGAUCUGGCUGGUUCGGAAAAGGUUGGCAAGACUGGCGCCUCCGGGCAGACACUGGAGGAAGCGAAGAAGAUCAAUAAGUCUUUAUCCGCUCUUGGCAUGGUCAUCAAUGCUCUGUCGGAUGGCAAGAGCUCUCACAUCCCUUACCGCGACAGCAAGCUCACUCGCAUUUUGCAAGAAUCUCUCGGCGGUAACUCACGGACAACGCUCAUUAUCAAUUGCUCGCCUAGCAGUUACAACGACGCCGAAACAAUGUCAACGUUGCGUUUUGGCGAACGCGCUAAGACUAUCAAGCAGAAGGCGAAAAUUAAUGAGGAGCUUUCGCCCGCGCAGCUCAAGGCUCUGCUCAAGAAGGCGCAAUCGCAGGUCACCUCAUUCGAAUCGUAUGUCCAAUCUUUGGAGGGCGAGGUUGGCAAUUGGCGUAAGGGUGAGCAAGUACCAAGAGAACAGUGGACGCCGGCCAUGAAGGAUAUAAGUCGCGCAGUUGCGCAAGCGCCGCCCAGACCUGCUACGCCCAGCAGCAGACUGAAGGCCGGACAGGACAAUGCUGGUACGCCGAGACCAGAAAGCAGACUUGAGCUGGAGCGAGCAGGCACGCCGAGCUUGGCGAUGGAGAAGGACGAGAAGGAAGAGUUCCUGAGGCGGGAGAACGAGCUUCAGGAUCAGUUGGCCGAGAAGGAGAGCAGUCUGGCCGCUGCCGAGCAGGCCUUGCAGCAAGCCAGAGCGGAGCUUCAGGAUCUGCGAGAAAGUCAGACGGCCACAGUGCGCACAAACGAGCAGUUGCAGGGCGAGACCGAGGGUCUCCGGAUGCAGGUUGAGAAGAUCAACUUUGAGACGAAGGAGGCCAGCAUUACUAUGGACUCGCUCAAAGAGGCUAAUGCGGAGCUGACGGCGGAGCUGGAUGAUGUGAAGCAUCAGCUUCUCGACGCCAAGAUGUCCGCUAAAGAGUCUUCCGCGCAGCUCGACGAGAAGGAGCGGCUCAAGAAAGAGCGCAUGGCGCAAAUGAUGGCUGGCUUUGAUCUCGGCGACGGGCUCAUAAGCCCAUAUGAAGCGCAUAUGCGCAGUACGCUGCAGCAGGUCGACAGUCUGCUGGAGAUCGCAGAUAGCGGUGAUGCCAUUGCGCCGGAUGAGUUACAUCUGCUGAAGGAGCGUUUGGUGGAAGUACAAGGCUUUGUGCGGCAAUCCGAGAUCAACGGUGGCGUGAACGAGCAUGGAAGCGGAGCGGACACUGCGAUGCUGGAGCAAAAGCUGGCUCAAGCGCAGCAGGACUACCAAGCCGUGCUCGAGCGAAAUCUUUCCGAAGCCGACACGGAAGAGCUGAAACGGAAACUCUACGAUUCCCUCGCCGCACACCACGCCGCCCAACCCGACGGCUCAGACCUCGGCGCCGCACUGACACGGCAACAGGAAGAGAAUGCCCGUCUACGCAGCGAGCUCGAAGCCCUGCGCAAACGAGCCAUCAACGGCACUUCACCAAACGGCUCACACACUCUCAGCAAACAGCUCACAGACUUUGACACGAUCAAGAAAUCGCUCAUGCGCGACCUGCAGAACCGCUGCGAGCGCGUCGUCGAGCUCGAGAUCAGCCUCGAUAGCACGCGGGAACAGUACAACAGCAUCCUGCGCAGCUCGAACAGCAAGCAGCAGGCGAAGAAACUCGCGUUCCUGGAGCGGAAUCUGGAACAGCUUACGCUUGUGCAACGGCAGUUGGUGGAGCAGAACGCGCAGUUGAAGAAGGAAGUGGCGAUUGCGGAGCGCAAGUUGGUAGCGCGCGGCGAGCGGAUACGCGGGUUGGAGGCAUUGGUGGCGGAGAGUCAGGAGAAGUUGAUGGUGGCGAAUCAUAAAUUUGAAAGCCAGCUCAUGGCCGUCAAAGAACGGCUCGAAGCGGCCAAGUCCGGCUCGACACGCGGUCUAACCAAUGCCAACACGGCAGGCAUUAAUGGGUCCUUCGCGGGCGGGAAUCAAUUCGGUCGCAUUGCGAAGCCGCUGCGUGGAGGCGGUGGCGGUACGGAGGCGCCCAUGGUGCCGACGUUCGCGGGCUUGCAGGCGCAACAGCACGCUGGAAUGAUGCCGCCCGAGGGAAAUCCGGGUGGGAAGAGGGGCAGUUGGUUCUUUAAUCAGCGGACUUGAAGUGCGGUCGGUGCGCUUAUGACGAUGGGGGCCGUGAGGAGGGGGACUGGUGUGGUUGGGAAUGCUGGAUGCCCCUUACGAUACCCCUGUAUAUUGGCAUUGGACGUUCCUCGACGGCUGGGUAACGCGGUUUGGCUGAUUCGUAUCGGAUCGUACCUAGCAGUAGCGUUCUGGCUCCCUUGGACUUAGAAGCGUAUUUUGCGCUUGGGAAGGUUUUGAAUGUCCGCCAAUGUUCCCUGCGGCGCUUUUUGAUACCCAAGGCCUCCCGUAUGCAGAGAGCCAUGAUUAUUGCUAGGGAGAGUACGUGUUUUGUACAGCCGUUAGCCUCUGAACCGCUGCCACCUAUGAGAGCGGGGGACCAAAUCACAAGCCGACUUUUCAAUGGAGCCGCUA
This is a messenger RNA of Baudoinia panamericana UAMH 10762, 3376 nucleotides long. RefSeq lists its product as uncharacterized. Bases 158 to 2983 code for a protein of 941 amino acids. Lineage: Eukaryota; Fungi; Ascomycota; Dothideomycetes; Mycosphaerellales; Teratosphaeriaceae. The record is from RefSeq and is a predicted model, not a curated record. Gene Ontology annotation, molecular function: ATP binding; microtubule binding; microtubule motor activity. The transcript has 2 exons. Gene Ontology annotation, biological process: microtubule-based movement.